GGGGUCAGAGUAUGCUGGGUAAAUAGAAGAACACACGGGUCGAAACCCUUCCUCCCUGGUAGCUGCUGUCCUAUCUCGGUGCCAACUUCAACAGGAUGGAAUCUGGAAGCGGAAUUUAGAAUCAUUUGAAGUGCCUGGUGGAACGGGAUGCCGUUAGGUCGCUAGUUGCCGCCAGGGAGGAGAAGGGGGAAGGGACGGCGCUCGGCUCGGCUCCGAGACCGCGUCUCCUGCGCAGCUCUGCAAGCCGCUGGGCGGGCGGCGUCGCGGCCGAUCACCUCCCCCCCCUCCAUCUCCAAGCCCACUCUGUAAACGUGAAGAGGGACGACAGGCUGUUUGUUACGCUUCGCUCCGGUCUGGAAGUUGCCGCUACGCUCUGUGAACCAUGAAGAAAUUCUCCCGCAUCUCGAAGCCCGAGGGAGCGGGUUAUGUCGGUGCUGGAGGAGGAGGAGGCGGCGGCGGCUCGAUGGGAAGCGCCAGUAACUACCUGGGCAGAGUGUUCAGCGUGGGCCGUUACCAGGUGACGGUGGAGGAGCUGAUCGCCGAAGGUGGAUUCUCCUUGGUGUUCUUAGCUCGAACUCACAGUGGAGUACGCUGUGCCCUGAAACGUAUGUAUGUUAAUGAUGCAGAUGACCUGAACAUCUGCAAAAGGGAAGUUACUAUUAUGAAAGAACUCUCAGGCCAUAAAAAUAUUGUUGGUUACUUGGAUUGUGCCAUUACAUCCAUCAGUGAUAAUGUUUGGGAAGUGCUUAUUCUAAUGGAAUAUUGCCGAGCGGGACAAGUGGUGAACAAAAUGAACCAGAGGCUGCAGACCGGUUUUGCUGAAACAGAAGUUCUGCAAAUUUUCUGUGAUACCUGUGAGGCAGUUGCAAGGCUGCAUCAGUGCAAAACCCCAAUCAUUCACAGAGAUCUCAAGGUUGAAAAUAUUUUGUUAAAUGACAACGGAAACUAUGUACUGUGUGAUUUUGGAAGUGCAACUCACAAAAUUCUCAAUCCGCAAGUACAUGGUGUCAGUUCUGUGGAAGAUGAAAUCAAAAAGUAUACAACGUUGUCUUACAGAGCCCCUGAAAUGAUUAAUCUUUAUGGAGGAAACUCAGUCACCACAAAAGCUGAUAUAUGGGCUCUUGGAUGCUUGCUGUACAAACUUUGUUUCUUCACAUUACCUUUUGGAGAGAGUCAAGUUGCAAUCUGUGAUGGGAGCUUUACUGUGCCUGACAACUCUAAAUAUUCCCAGAAAUUGCACUGUUUAAUACGCUACAUGCUUGAACCAGCUCCAGACAAGAGACCUGACAUUUACCAAGUUUCAAAUUUUGCUUUUAAAUUGACUGGAAAGGAAUGUCCCCUGCCAAAUAUAUAUAAUGUCCCUAUCCCAACAGUACUUCCUGAACCCAUGACUACCAGUGAGGCAGCUGCCAAGAAGAGUCAAACAAAAGCAAGGCUGAGUGAGGCUGUAGGACCAACAGAGACAUCGAUAGCCCCAAGGAGAAGACCAAAAGCCAACACUAGUGCUGUAAAUGCAAGUGUUUUACCAAUUCAGAACACAGUAACUCCAGUGAAGAGGGUGAUCUCAAGUGGCUGUGGAAAUCCUGGACAAAAAAUUGCUGCACUAACUGAAAAUGGGCAUUUAAUUCAUAUGGCUCAAGGGACCAGUCAACAGCAGCAUAUAGUCCUGCAGCAAAUACAACAGGGAGACUUGAAGCAUCAUCAACUUCAACAGUUACAACAGCAACAAAUAAUUAAUAGUCAGGCUCAAAAGUAUCCGCAGGCUCUGCAGCCAUCAAAGCAGCAGCAGUUACAACAGCAACAGUUAAUGAUACAACCAAUGUAUUAUCAGCAGCAACAAAUGCCUCAGUACUCUGCUGUGCAGGUAGAACAAUACCAACAUGCAUUUGCACAAUCUCAGGCUGCUGUACCCCAGCAUCCACACUUCCAGCUCUCUACACAUGAAUGCCAAACGACUUCAAUGGCAUUUGUUUCUCCAACCUCCCCAAAUUCCCAUCAAGCUGCUGGCCAUCAAAGGAUCCAGAGUGAUGUCUCAUAUGGUGUGACUUUUGUGGUCACUGGCACCAACUCAGUACAGCCUGCUGGAAUAAUGACAAUGGAAACUUCCAAUAAAUCAGUUAGGCCAACUUCUUUAGAAUUGGAUGGUGUUCCCAACUAUCCUCCACAGAAUAUCAGUAACCCUCCUGACAUGUCUGGAUGGAAUCCGUUUGGAGAGGACAACUUCUCAAAAUUAACUGAGGAAGAACUUCUUGAUAGAGAAUUUGACCAGCUCAGAUCCUGUGCAAGUGGUAAACCAGAACAGAGGAGAACACCCACAGAGACAGAGAUUGAGCCACGUUCUAUUCCACAGACCCCAGCUAAGGAAGACUUAUUUGGCUGUAUCCCAUUUGUUUCUGAAACAGGAUCAAAUGGAAAAAGUGAAGAAAAUGCAACAAUUUCAAAUACUGCUUCGGAGAGUGGAUUUAAAACAGAUGAACAGGGAAGUACUGUCCUUCAAUUCAGUGGCCAGAGCAAAGGAGGAAGAAGGAAUGACCCAAAUUUAAUUAUGCAGCAGCACCAUAAGAAAAAUGGAGAAGAGUCGGACAGUGAUUUUGAGUCUGACCCACCUACCCCUCAGAGCAGUGAAGAAGAGGAACAAGAGGAGGAAGAGUUCCACAGUGAACAAGGUGAAUUCAUUGAUGUAGAAGCAGAAAAUUUUGGGCAGAGACCUCUGUUAAUGGACUCUGAUGAAGAAGCAGAAGUAGAUGAGGAAAAGCACAGCUCUGAUUCAGACUAUGAACAGAAUAAGGAGAUUUAUACUAUAACAGAACCAGGUUUAGAGUACAAUGCUGAUGCUGAAAGUAUUGCAAGUGCAGAAUCAGCAACAGCACUCAUCACCCCUCCGGAUUCGCCUCGAGUCAAAGGGAGUAAAACAUUACAGGAUGAAGUAGAUAUAUUUGGUGCUGUGCCAUUUGUUGGGUUGCAUCAGCAUGCACAACUCAGCAAAGGAGUGGAAAAUAAAGAGAGUUUUCAAAAGGCAUCCUUCAAACCAGUCAUCCUUAAGGAGCCUGAAGAGUUUGAUGUAUUCAGUAAUGCACCUUUUACUAAGAAAUUACCUCAGACAGCUCAGUAUGGUGAGGGUACUCUCACACAAACACCACCUAUUUCACCUAAUGAUGUGGACAUGUUUGGUUCCACUCCAUUCCAGCCACUUCAGACUGUACAGCACAGAAAGGAAAGCAAAGAGGAUGUGUUUGGACAUGUUCCUUUUGAAGAGAUCACAGCCAGUCAACAGCACAAGAUGAAGCAGCGCAGUUUACAGAAACUUUCAUCUCGACAACGGCGCACCAAACAGGAGUCUUCUGGUGGAAAUGGCAAGCGCCAUCAUGGCACACCGACAACCACAAGAAAAUCUUCCAAACCUAUCUAUAGAACUCCAGAGCGGGUACGCAGGCACAAAAAAGUGGGGAGGCGUGAUUCGCAAAGUAGCAAUGAACUCCUUAACAUAUCUGACUCUAAGGAGAAUAUUGGUGUGGCGCUUCCUGAUGGAAAGGAGAAAUGUCAGUCAUUACCUGUAGAUGAAAGCCUGCUUGAUCCAUUUGGUGCCAAGCCAUUCCAUCCACAAGAGCUUCUAAGGAACACUCAGUAUCAAGGUCUAAGUGACUAUCGAGGAGACCACAAUCCAGUUGCCAACAGAUCCAGACCAGCUUCUGUACAUGGGGCAUUUCACACUGGAGAUGGGCUAAAAACCGAUGAUUUUGGUGCUGUGCCCUUUACUGAACUAGUAUUACAUAGUGUUACACAGCAACAUGGUGACUUUGAUCCAUUUGGUGCAGCACCAUUUCCUUCCAAACAGUAAAAUAAGUAGUCUUCCAGUAGAACGGAGUCCAUAUCUACUUCAUUCAAAGCUCAUUUUCCACCACAAGGCCUUAUGACUGGGCUUCUUCCCCAUGCUACGCAAUACCUCUGAGCCAUCGUAGAGGGGAAAAUCCCAGCUGACACUCUCUCUCCUUAAAAAUAAUUUUUCUCAAUAUCUGGAAAUAGACUGUGUAUGAUUCAUUUUGCUCUUAAUUUGCCAUUUUACAGAAUUUAUAAUUUUCUGCAACAAUUCCUGAUUUUAUUAACUUGGAAUAUUUUAGUUAAAGUGAAAAUGAUUCAUUUGUAAAACAAUGUGAGCUUGCAGAACUACAAAUACCCAUUAAUAUUUGAAAUCGGCAUUAGAAAGGGAUUUGAUGUCUUUAAACUGUGGAACUAGACUUGAUUUGUGUAAAUUAUGUAUUUUACUUUUUCUGAGGUGAAGGUUUCAGAAUGAAUUCCUUUGUAGAAUGUGCCCAUAAUCCUCUGACUAGCAUAGUGUCAGACCAUGUGUUUUGCUGUUGCUCAAGUGAUCAUAAUAUGCAGCCACAGUUGAAAAGCCAACACUUAGAUGCUUAAAGCUGGAGUUGAAAUGCCCCUGUAUUAUUUGUGAAAUAAUUGUGUUUUAAUGCUUGUGUUCAGCCAGGCUGCUUUUGUGUGAAUGGAAAUCAAAUAUCCAGCACAUAGUCUAUUUUUAUUGCUGCGAUACAGUUAAAGUGCACUUUUCAGACUUGGACUUGAAAGUGAGCAAGUCUCCUUUUUGUAUUAAUAGUUUAAUUAUAAUUUGUUAAACCUGUCAUUUUAUAUUGAUCACAAUCUGCUUAGUGGUUUUCUUUCCACUGUUUAACACAUAGGGAGCUCUGAUAUUUACUAUUUGCAAACUUCAGUUUUCACUUUAACGAUACAAUUAGAGGGAUUGGUUUCCCACACUCCCUUUGUUUAUAUUCAUUGAUACGUGCUUUCCAAUGAAGCAAUAAAUUCCACUUGAAGUUA
This is a messenger RNA of Carcharodon carcharias (great white shark), 4827 nucleotides long. RefSeq names its product BMP2 inducible kinase (gene bmp2k). Lineage: Eukaryota; Metazoa; Chordata; Chondrichthyes; Lamniformes; Lamnidae. The record is from RefSeq and is a predicted model, not a curated record. Gene Ontology annotation, molecular function: protein kinase activity; ATP binding. Bases 383 to 3838 code for a protein of 1151 amino acids. The transcript is spliced from 16 exons. Gene Ontology annotation, biological process: protein phosphorylation.